AUGACGAUGAUCACUGAUCUUUCGUUGGAUUUGGUAGAGGAGAUACUCUCUAAAGUUUCGUUAACUUCUCUCAAAGCCGUAAAAUCCACUUGCAAAGGAUGGAACACUCUAUCCAAAGACGAGAGCUUUACAAAAAAACACUCAGCCAUAGAGUUUCCGGUGCAAAGGCUAUUUGUAUGGAACCCGUAUUUGGCUCAAACCAGAUGGAUUGAGCUCAGAAUUAAUAGGACCAUAACAGAUCAGUGUGCUAUAGGAUACGACAGCAACAAGAACCAUAAACUCCUGUGGCUUUUCUAUGAGUAUGACAAUAAUGAUAAUGUCAAGCAUGAAAUCUACGAUUUUAAGUCUAGUUCAUGGAGGGUUCUUGAUAUCAUCACUCCUAGAAAGUUUAAACGGAUAUGGAAGAGAGGUGUGUCCUUGAAGGGAAAUAGUUACUUUGUUGUUGAUGGGAAAAUAUUAGGUUUCGAUUUUACUAGAGAGAAAUUUGGACCGUUUUUGGAUCUACCAUUUGAAACUCAUAAUAAGAUUCCAUAUUCUUGUGUCAGAGGAGAGCAGCUUGCGGUGCUAUUUCAAAGGCACCUAUAUGAAUUGGUGAUAUGGAUUACAACUGAGAUUAAGCCUGAUGCAGUGUCAUGGAGCAGUUUCUGUAAAGUUGAUAUGAAACCUUUUCUUGGCGACCAUGGGUUUAAAGUUGGCAGUUUCGUCAUUGACAAGGAGAAGAAAGUAGCAGUGGUUUGUGGUGACUGCGAGGAACGUAGAGAUCAUAUCUACAAGGGCCAAUGUUAUGUGGUUGGAGAGGAUGGAUGCUACCAAGAAAAAACGGAUAUGGAAGAUAUUGUGAUCUCUUAUGUUCCAAGUUUGGUGCAGCUCCAAUAA
Brassica oleracea var. oleracea is the source of this 876-nucleotide messenger RNA. Its product is annotated as putative F-box protein At3g20030. The record is from RefSeq and is a predicted model, not a curated record. NCBI's taxonomy places the organism in Eukaryota, Viridiplantae, Streptophyta, Magnoliopsida, Brassicales, Brassicaceae. The coding region runs from base 1 to 876 and encodes 291 amino acids. Gene Ontology annotation, molecular function: protein binding. The transcript has 2 exons.